This is a messenger RNA of Gaeumannomyces tritici R3-111a-1, 1791 nucleotides long. RefSeq lists its product as hypothetical. The transcript has a single exon. Bases 564 to 962 code for a protein of 132 amino acids. Lineage: Eukaryota; Fungi; Ascomycota; Sordariomycetes; Magnaporthales; Magnaporthaceae. The record is from RefSeq and is a predicted model, not a curated record.
UCUGUGUUCUUUUUUUUCUUCUUUUUUUGGGUUUGGUUUUUUUUUCCCUGUCUCCCCUUCAUCCCAACCUCCUGUCCCUUCUCCCCCGCCCCCCAGCCUCGCAGACAGGAAGCGGAGCAGGAAACGUGCUGGUCUCAGUCGGUGGAUCGAACUUCUCUCCAGGCACAAUCCUUUGUCUCUUGUGUCUCUCUCUUAUCCUCUGGCCGCGGCUUGUUUUGCCUCGCCUCUCCUUCGAACCUCGAUCCCGACCGUGUUUCGUUUGCAUUGUGCAUGGCAUCGUGCUCGUGGCAACUUAUUCGCGCACAUUUAUCCGCCGCUGAAACACCUUCCGCUGCAACAGUGCGACGCCUUCCCGUCGUCCCGUCGUUUCCCUUGUCCGCCGCAAUCCAAUUGCCAUUCCCUUAAACUUGCCGUGGGCCGAUCAACGCGCUGCGCGACUUUGCUCCAACGAGGUACAGGACGAAUACACGCACACACACACAGUCGGGUUGUUUUCUCCUGGACGCGCCACGAGCACAAGACAUUCGCUUUUCAUCCACGCACGACGCUUCUAGACCACCAAGAUGGCUCCAGGCUUCAUCGAGCGCAUCCAGGCCAAGAUCGAGCUCUUCCGGCUCGAGCAGCGGUACACCAAGCGACGCAACCGCCGCUCCACCUUCGUCUCCAACGCCGUCUACGUCGACGGCGAGUACGUCUACAACACCCCCACCUCGACGGGAAGCUCGACCAACUCGGCCGGCUCGCAGUCCCAGGCCUCGCCCAGGCCCCAGAGCCCCCCGCGGAGGGCCGCCACGGCCGCCUUCACCACCGACAACAUCCCAGAGGCGCCCACCAUGAAGCCCGGCAAGAAGCUCAACCGCUUCUCAUCGAUGCCCGGGUUCGGGUCGCUCUCCAAGGCGUCGGGUCGCCAGACUGUUGAGCAGUGGAGGACAGGCAACGUCAGCGUCUCCGAGGUGCGAUGAGCGGGCUCCCUCGUCUCCGUUGAGCCGUUCGUCUGGCGAGCCAGACUUCGGCGCCGAACGAAACGCAAACGACGCGCCGCGGGCGCUCGGGCGGCGACUGCACGUCCACUGUAGUUUGACAAGGCGUGUGGGGGCCCGGCCCGGCCUUUCCUGCCUACCAUGAAAAUACGACAGAUCACUAGGCACUAGCAACGCUUAACUCUAUUACCAGACCGUCGCACGGCUGGCCAACAGCAUUCAUUACUCACGACACACUCUUUUUAGAACAUUUCUUUCUGUUUCUUUUUCUCUUCUCUUGUCUGUUUAUCAGUCGUCUCGAGGGAUGGAUCCGAUUGCCCAUAUUCAGUCGGCCCCUCCCGCCUAGCAUAGCAUGUUACCUUACCAGUUCUGCUAGGGGUGUUGGCGGAUAGGGGAAAAGGGGGAGGGAUGGGCAAGAGAGCGCCACAUGGCCUGGCCUCUCUUAGCUACGUAUAGAGACUACUGUUUUUUGCGGUCCUUUUUUUUUUUUUUUUUUUGGAGCACCUUUGUAAUUUCUUCUCCUGUCCUUUGCUUUGUUUUGUUCUCGCCAAAAAUUUGAUCGCUCCCGGCGUUUUUGUGGGAAAGCCGCAGUUCUCCUAGAUAGACUUGGCUCGGGUUUGUUCAGUGUAUAUACCGAGGCUUUUUGUACCUGGUCUGGUGGUGGCACCCACCAUGCAUCUAUCGAUCCCUUCUUGUCCACUCCCAUGGGUGCGUCAGCCUGACCAAUUGCUUCCAUCCGCUCCCUGCCUCCAUGCGGCCUAUGAUGGGGGUAUAAACAAUCGGGCACAUUUGCCUUGCUGCCUAACCGUGA